Messenger RNA from Truncatella angustata, 1246 nucleotides. Its product is annotated as putative 37S ribosomal protein. The record is from RefSeq and is a predicted model, not a curated record. Gene Ontology annotation, biological process: superoxide metabolic process. The transcript is spliced from 2 exons. Gene Ontology annotation, molecular function: metal ion binding; superoxide dismutase activity. Bases 94 to 1002 code for a protein of 302 amino acids. Lineage: Eukaryota; Fungi; Ascomycota; Sordariomycetes; Amphisphaeriales; Sporocadaceae.
GCCGUUUGAAAAAAGUUCAAGCUCUCGCGCCGACAUCAGCUUGGAGAUUGACGAAGGACGACGGUAUUCUUCAGCUCAAUCCACAUACACACAAUGUUCAAGCCCAGAUUAAGGAUACCCCGAGUGAGCCUGCCUCGGCAGCGCCAGGCUCCUGUCUUCCGCCGCUACCUGCACGAGGUGCCGCAUCACCAUAUUCAGGGUUCGCCAGAGACAGAGGGCGUUGGGGGCCUGCUAUCAGCAGACGGUUUCAACCUGGCCUACACGCAGUAUAUGCAGUUCGCGACCGAGAAGCUCAACGCUCUCACAGCAGGCACCGAACUCGAGCAGGUACCCACGAGACAGAUCAUCAGCAAAACAGCCCGAGAGCCCUCGCAAGCCCCCAUUUUCAACUAUGCAUCCAUGGCCUUCAACACCCACUUCUUUUUCGAGAACUUGAAGCACAGAGAAGAGGCCCAGCCAGACGGGACAGAGGCAGUCAACCCCGUUCCUGAAAAGCUCAAGAUUGCUCUCGAGUCUUCCUUCAGCUCCAUGGACACGUUGCGCCUCGAGAUGAGCGGCAUUGCCAACGCCAUGUUCGGCCCUGGCUUUGUCUGGCUUGUCAAGAUCCGCAAGCUCAACGAGUUCCGCAUCCUUACCACCUACCUUGCCGGUUCGCCCUUCCCUGACGCUCACUGGCGCCGCCAACCUGUCGAUACCAACACCAUCGACGGCCCCUCUUCUGCCGAGAGGACCGGCUUUGCAUCUGAGUUUUUCGGGCGUACCCAGCUGGGCGCUGGUGCCGACAACGGCUCCGUAUGGUCAAAAAACAACGCGCCAGGUGGAAUCGAUGUCACCCCUAUCCUCUGUCUGAAUACCUGGGAGCACGUGUGGCUGAGAGACUAUGGAGUCGGUGCCGGCGGUUUUGGUGGAAAGAGACAGUACGUUGACAACUGGUGGCAUUGUAUCAACUGGGAGAACGUCAUGGAACACGCCCAGCUCAACAUAUCUCUGAAGAACCAAUAAGUACCCCGAUUGUUGGAUGAGGAAUUGUAAGAUAGGCAUGUGCAAAAUCGGCACAAGUGGGCUUCUAUGGCUCUGUGGAUAUAAAGAAAUGUGUACUAUUACUGUACUAUGACAGAACACACUUCUGCAAUUCAUCCUGUACGCUUACUCGCAGCCUGUGUUUGACGCGGUCUCUAUAAUCCUUUAAAAUCCUUGUGCUCGAUUGCAAUCCUAGGGAGGUAUCUUGGAAGCCUUAAAACCCAAA